AUGGCGCUGGAUGGCCCCUCGGAGCAUGCGAACGGCGAGCCAUGUCGGAAAUGGUACAAUGCCGUCCACAGUACCCCGCCAUACCAACUGGAAACCAUCACCCACGAAGGGCAUAAUCAUCCAGACGAACUCCACAGAUGGGAUUGUGCACAGUUUUGGCCUCUUGUAGGUGCUUUGAAGCCUUGGAGGGAUCCGGAAGGCGAAGUCGGCUGGGAUUGGGAUGAGUUUGAGGGCACUGUGGCGCUUUGUGGGAUGAACAAGCUGAUAAUCGGGCAAUGUACCAAUGAACACGCUUGGUCCGUUCUGUCGGACAUACAAAUAGGCAAGGAAGAUACGGCAAAGCUGUAUUCGGUCGCCUGGACAUAUCAUCCAUUCACCUGCCACCCCUUGGUAGCUGUAGGUGGAAAAACUGGGCUGAUCUGUAUCAUCGACGUCUUGACCAAAGAAGUGCUGCGGGUCCUCAAAGGGCAUGGCGACGCUGUCAACUAUCUAACGUUCGCCCCUCACCAUCCUCACAUAUUGGCGUCUUCUUCAGCAGACAGGACAACACGGGUAUGGAAUAUCCUAGGCGCCGACGCCCCGCACAACAUUCCCAUUGAAGAACUGAGUCAGAACUACCCAAUGGCCGAUGCUGAUGAGGGCACAUGUGUGGUCGCUGUCAUCGCGGGAGAAGGCAAGGGCGGACAUCAGUCUUAUGUGGUCCAUUGCGAGUUUCACCCGUCCAAAAGGGCAAUCGCCACCUGCGGCAUGGACUACAAGGUCAAGAUAUGGGCCCUGCCUCCUUUUCCCGACCCAUACCCCAUGUCUCUCCCUACGCCACGAGGUUAUCGUCCUAAGGUCCUCCAUUUCCCCAUCUUUUCGACAAGCCGCCUCGUAGCAGGUUUCUUGGACUGGGUUGGAUGGAUAUCAGACGAUAUCCUCGUCGUGCGGAGCGGAAAGGCCGUAGUGACUUGGCAGUGGCUGUCGUACCCCCGGUACUUUAGAGAGGAUGAAUUUGCUGCCUUGGGGACCGAUCCUUCGUAUGGAGAUUACAGCGAGUCUGGGUCAUUCAUGACGAUCGCUCGCUACGACAUUGGCCAAGAGCAAUGGUUUCGCAACAUUGCACAUCAUCGAGGAUUCCAUCCCCAUCCGGAAGACCUUUCCCGUUUCCCUCCCGACAAGAUGGUCACCGAAACCCUCAUUGCUUGUGCAUCCCAUGUCGAAGAAGACUUUGUUGCAAUGUCUCAGAAUGGCGAGGAGAAGAGGGUACGGAACCCCGGGUCGAUCCAUAUGUUCAACCCUUGCCUUGCCAAAGAGGCAAACGGCAAGCCGCCCGAACCUUACGUCACUCUUCGCCCAAGAACACCAGAGCUCUUCAGAAGCGGCCAUUCGCGAAAGUAUAUGGUGCCCGAGGAAGAUAUCGAAGGCGAUUUGGAUUACGACAGCGGUUUCACCGACAAUCCGUCCCUAUCCACGUGGCUACUGCAACCCGCAACCAUGACAGAGCCGGCAGAUGUUGACAAGUGGUCGAGACAAAAUCACGAAUAUGUGGGGCUUCUCAAUGUGGCUAUCAGUCCGAGGGGGGCCAAGUGGGUUGUGGGUGUCGGCAGCGGACUUUCGUUGUUUGUUUGGAAGAUAAAGGACUCUGAUAAUCUCUGA
Molecule: messenger RNA, 1638 nt
Organism: Cryptococcus wingfieldii CBS 7118
Lineage: Eukaryota; Fungi; Basidiomycota; Tremellomycetes; Tremellales; Cryptococcaceae
Exons: 8
Coding region: 1-1638 (545 amino acids)
Biological process (GO): negative regulation of transcription by RNA polymerase II
Cellular component (GO): ESC/E(Z) complex
Molecular function (GO): protein binding; nucleosome binding
Source: RefSeq, a predicted model, not a curated record